AUGGGCAGUGUUCUCACCAUCGCCUUGCUGCUGGCCAUGUUUCUGGUCGCUUUGGACAUGAGCAUCAUCACCACCGCUAUUCCCACUAUCACGGCUCGCUUCCAUAGCGAAGGUCAGAUGGGAUGGUAUGGAUCCGCCUUCUUCCUUUGUUUAGCCAGCUUUCAGUCCUUUUGGGGGAAAGCAUACAAGUACUUCCCCAUCAAGAUUGCAUUUUUAACCGCCAUCGCCGUGUUUGAGCUGGGAAACUUGGUGGCUACCCUCUCGCCCAACAGCCUGGCCUUGAUCAUCGGGCGUGCCAUUCAAGGCAUCGGUGGCGCGGGUAUUACCGGUGGCUGCUACACAGUUCUAGCCUUCAUCACGCGUCCGAAAUACCUACACGCGGUUUUCGGUUUCACCAGUGGUGUCUUUAGCUUGUCUUCUGUGCUGGGCCCCAUCCUGAGUGGUGUGUUCACCCAGUACGCGACAUGGUGA
Molecule: messenger RNA, 471 nt
Organism: Penicillium concentricum
Lineage: Eukaryota; Fungi; Ascomycota; Eurotiomycetes; Eurotiales; Aspergillaceae
Exons: 2
Coding region: 1-471 (156 amino acids)
Biological process (GO): transmembrane transport
Molecular function (GO): transmembrane transporter activity
Source: RefSeq, a predicted model, not a curated record